This is a messenger RNA of Drosophila biarmipes, 437 nucleotides long. RefSeq lists its product as uncharacterized. The coding region runs from base 96 to 395 and encodes 99 amino acids. NCBI's taxonomy places the organism in Eukaryota, Metazoa, Arthropoda, Insecta, Diptera, Drosophilidae. The record is from RefSeq and is a predicted model, not a curated record. The transcript is spliced from 3 exons.
CGGAAAUCUGCCUUUUUUUAAUUUAAUAUUAAUUCUAUUUUUUCUAAAAUUGUUGCUUUUGCUUUCCAAUUUAAAUUUAUUAUCAGCUGUAAAAUAUGAAAGAGGUGGCAACUUCCCGCGGCGGCCAUACCUAUAUCGACAGUUUGGUGAAAAAAAUGCAUCGAAAAACAACUCUAUUUACGGUUUACUUACACUAUCUGUUUCGGUGUCGUGAUGAAAUGUUUUGUGCCAAUAAAAAUCCCGCAGAGUUUUACUCAGUUCGAAAAGAUAAGUUAGCCAGGGAUUCCGGUGACCCGAACAAAUGUUUACGAAAGACGAUGACAAACAUUAAAAACAAAUUGACAAAACACAAAACUAGAUUAUGGAACAAUAACUGUAAUUCAACAGAUAAAUAAAAUAAUACAAUUUAAAUAAAAUGAAGCAAAAUAUUAAUAAAU